AUGAUUACUUCACCAAUCUCUCUGUCUUACUGCAGCCGGGGAAAUGAAAACAGACUGACUCACCGGCGGCAGACGGUUCUCCGUGAGAAGGGAAGGAGGUUGGCUAAUCGAGGACCAGCAUACAUGUUUAAUGAUCACUCGACAAGCCUGUCUAUUGAGGAGGAGCGCUUUCUAGAUGCAGCGGAAUAUGGCAACAUCCCAGUGGUGCGGAAGAUGCUGGAAGAGUGUCUCUCGCUCAAUGUUAACUGUGUGGAUUACAUGGGCCAGAAUGCCCUGCAAUUGGCAGUGGCCAAUGAGCACCUGGAAAUUACAGAGCUGUUGCUCAAGAAGGAAAACUUGUCUCGAGUUGGUGAUGCUUUACUCUUAGCUAUCAGCAAAGGUUACGUACGGAUCGUGGAGGCAAUCCUCAACCACCCAGCUUUUGCCGAGGGCAAGAGGUUAGCGACAAGCCCCAGUCAGUCUGAACUCCAGCAGGAUGACUUUUAUGCCUACGACGAAGAUGGAACACGGUUCUCCCAUGAUGUGACACCAAUCAUCCUGGCUGCCCAUUGCCAGGAGUAUGAAAUUGUGCACACACUCCUGAGAAAGGGUGCCCGGAUUGAAAGGCCUCAUGAUUACUUCUGCAAGUGUGCAGAAUGCAGCCAGAAACAAAAGCACGACUCAUUCAGCCACUCCAGAUCCAGGAUCAAUGCUUACAAGGGUCUGGCAAGUCCAGCGUACUUGUCACUUUCCAGCGAAGAUCCAGUCAUGACGGCUUUAGAACUUAGCAAUGAGCUGGCAGUGCUUGCCAACAUUGAGAAAGAGUUCAAG
This is a messenger RNA of Psammomys obesus (fat sand rat), 810 nucleotides long. Its product is annotated as short transient receptor potential channel 6-like. NCBI's taxonomy places the organism in Eukaryota, Metazoa, Chordata, Mammalia, Rodentia, Muridae. Gene Ontology annotation, molecular function: inositol 1,4,5 trisphosphate binding; store-operated calcium channel activity; protein binding. The transcript has a single exon. Gene Ontology annotation, biological process: manganese ion transport; calcium ion transmembrane transport; regulation of cytosolic calcium ion concentration. The record is from RefSeq and is a predicted model, not a curated record. The annotation marks the transcript as partial. Gene Ontology annotation, cellular component: cation channel complex; membrane.